AUGGCUGAACCUUUUCUCUUCCAGAACAUCCCAGACUUUGGGCACAAGUAUUACCUGCAGUUCAGCACAGAAGACUACAGGACUGGGGAAAACACCGGGAGCUGCCUGGCCACGGUGUUGUAUCCAAGGAAAAAGUCUCCUCCUGUUGUCAGCAUCAAGUGCUCACACACCAAAGACCAGAAUGAAAUCCAGGAAGAGGACAACAGACUCUACCAAAGAAUCAGGCAGCAAACCAAACCAAUAACUGGGAGCAAUAUUCCAGACAGCUAUGGCAACAUUGAGCCUGCCCUGGAGCCAGCCUGGGCUCUGGCUGUCGCUGGCAGCAGCUCCAUCAUGUGGGAAAAGUCCACAGAGGACGUGGGAUACUUCCUGGCACAAGUGAAGUCGGUGAAGCAGUGGAUGAGGAAAGAUGAUUUUAUUGAGUUCGACUACACUGUCCUGCUCCACGAAAUGCCAACACAGGAGAUGAUUUCCUGCCACAUGCGCCUCACGUGGCUCCCUGGGCGGCCUCUGAAAGUGAAACACUUCUGUGCCUCCCAGACCCCCGGGCUGAAGGAGGGAUCUGGGCUGGGAUCGGGAUCAGCUGCUGGCCUUUCAGAGGAAAGGGGGGACAGCUUCUGAGGGAGAGUGUCAGAAUCCCUGGAUUCAGGGAGAAAAUCCUCGUGCUACCAGAGCUGGAGCCGGCAUCGGGUUUCCACACAAGUCAGUGAUCGGGAUGCUUUCACUACUCUGUUCUGUGCCAAAAUUAUUUCCUGUCACUUCUCAAACUGCAAGACUCAACUUCUAGAGAGUUCUACCUAAAGCCUUUGCUACUGCACAUAUACACAGAUGAACAUACACAGGUUGAUUUUAUGUCACUAAUUAACUGUUACGUAGAGUUUGUAAACAAAGUUAAUAUAUUUGGGCAAAAAAUCUCCAGGAAAGUAUUAAUCUGUCAGUAAGAAAUAUCUGCCUACUAAUUUUUUGGGUCAUUUUUCGGGAUGGAAUCAUGCUGGUUUUCAACUCACCUCUCCAAUAAACCAAAUACCAUCACUCA
Manacus vitellinus (golden-collared manakin) is the source of this 1036-nucleotide messenger RNA. RefSeq names its product ovocalyxin-32. The transcript is spliced from 5 exons. NCBI's taxonomy places the organism in Eukaryota, Metazoa, Chordata, Aves, Passeriformes, Pipridae. Gene Ontology annotation, molecular function: metalloendopeptidase inhibitor activity. The coding region runs from base 1 to 621 and encodes 206 amino acids. The record is from RefSeq and is a predicted model, not a curated record.